AACAUUUGUGCUAACGCUACUUCUGCUUUGAGGAGCUCACAGACAUCGACGCCAUCUCCGCAUAUAGGACCCCCGUCGUUUUUUUAGCAGCAAAAACAACAAUAAAUUGUUAAAACUCCGUAAAUUGGUUGCCAGGGAGUUCUUAGACGGCACUAUAACGUUAUAUUCGUUUAGUAAUAUAGUGUUUUUUCGCCCGAGAAGCAGCAGCAGCUAACUGUUAGCUUGUGACGUUGUUAGCUGUACUAACUUGUCCGCGGAGGGAUAUUUCAUUCACAGCCUGUUUAUGUUUUCACCGCCGCGGAGAAAUGUUGGACGGAUCUGCGGCUCACAGCGAUGAAGCCAACAACAUCGGCAACGUGGAGAACAACAACCCGAUCUCGUUGAUUCCCGGCGGCGGCGAUGGGGUGAACAAACCGCGGCAGGCAGCGCUGCUGAAGAAAGGAGGCAGGAAGCUGCGGUCGGCGGCGCCGCUGCAUCACCAGAAGCCGCCGAGAAGCGGCCCGAGCAUCCGGCUGUCCGACCACAACAACAACAACAACAACACUGUGGCCGCUCAGCCCGGUGCCGAGCUGCCGGCCGGGACACAGACAGUCCUCACCCUCCAUCACCUCAAACAGGGAGCCAAGAAAGAGUUGCUGAAAUCCAAAGGCGGCAGACUGGAGCGCGGAGCUGCACAACCAGGUGGCCAACCAGCCCGCAACCUGCCCCGACAUGAUCAGAGCGCCCAGAACGCGGCCGUGCGGAGCCCCAAGCCGAAGCCGGGCCACGCCCCGGGAGCCGGCCACGCCUCAGCCAAGAGAGACAGCCCCAACAAGCCGCCGUCUCUCCACCAGCCUCCACGCCUCCGAGAGCAGAAGAAGCCCCUGCACACCUCCAACAACGUCAAGAUCUUAGCGAACGUGCCGCCGCCUGCUGAUGUCGCGCCCGAAUACCUCAAAGACGGCGAGAAGGUCUACGCUGGAGCAAAGUUCAGCGAGCCGCCGUCACCGAGUGUCUUACCCAAACCGCCCAGCCACUGGGUCGGAGAAAACGAGCCUCAACAGAGCAACCAAAGCCGAGAGCAAAUGACUGUUCAUCUCAAAUCUCUGCUGAAGGUUCAAGAUAAAUCAUGAACGGAUUUACAAACACACAAAAAAAAAAAAAAAAAGACACAGAGGUGAAUUGGCCUUUAACACACUGCAAUAAAAUAUAGGGCGUUUUUAUUAACUGUAGUACAAUUUCCCAUAAUUCAACACGCUGCCUGCAUUUGUGAACAUUUAUGAGACGUCGGUUGUUGCUGGAGAUCCGACUGACACGCUUGGGUUGUCAAAUAUUAACGAUAAAAUAAUGAAUGUGAUCAGUCGGAGGUGGUCUCCAGCUGCAGCGCGAACAAGCGUCUCAUGUUUACAUCUCGUCGAGUGAUUACGGCACUUUCCUUAUAAACGCUUUCGAAAAAAGGCAGUUUUUUUUUUAAAAAAAGGAGCUCGUGUAAAUGUACAUAAUAUAUUGUAAACAUAUAUUUGUGUAUAUUUUUCCUUGUUAUUUUAACUGAGAUUCUAGUUUUGUUACUGAGGUUUUUUUUCCAGAAAAAAAAGAAAAGAAAAAAAAAGAACAUAAAAAAAAAAAGUCCCCUUGCGAACUGAGGCACUUUGUUACAGCUCCUUCAGCGUGCGGCUCAGUGGACACCAGAGAGACUUUUCUAACUGAUUUGCACUGAAAAUCUGGGAAGCGGCGGGAGAAACGUUGUUUGUUUCCGAGUCUUGACCGGCCACUUUGAUGAUUUCACAAGCCAGCUUCGAGCGCACAAGGAGAGGACUUCCAGACCCUUUCAGGAAUUUGGCUCAGAUAGCAGGACGAAUCAGGAAAUCUACCAGCUGGUCCGCCGAAUUUUACCCGCCCUUCCCGGGAAAACACGGGUCCAGCCGGUGGAAAAAAAAGCUAAGAGUGGAAUCAGAAUCAGGGACUGUGAGGCCGCUGACGCCUCUGCAAACUGAAGAGAAGACGACAAUGUGAAAAGUCUCACAACCAGCUGCUGCUGAACCAGCCUCCAGCAUCCAAACAGAGUGCUUUUUCUUUUUUAUCUCUAUUGCACUGAAUACGUUCACAUCAAGCCGGAUUAAGUGAAAAUAUCUUUUUCUCUUGACUGCCUGUCCACACUGACAGAAGCUUUUUUCCCAGAGCCGUAUCCAGGGUUGGCGAGGCUUAAAAAUCGUGUUUUCUCUGCGAUCAGUGUUUCUAAUUGUCGGUAUGGAUCACCCGCGCAGCUCUUUUGUCCCGAUUAAGCCAUUAAUCGAGCGACACAAACACCUCCUGCACCUAUUUUGAUAAUUGUUUGUGUCAUUUCCGAAAAAAAACUUUCUGCUUCCGGCUUCUUAAACGGAAAAGGAUUUGCUCCAGUUUUAAAUCAAAUUUGGAGUAUUUGCACGAUAAGACAUUUCAAUAUGUCACUUCAGGUUCUAUCGAGAGCAAAUAAACGUGGUGAAAACAAUCGGUUUAUGAAAAUAAACAAACAGAUUGUAGCCUCGUGAUCAGAAUCUAUAAUGACUUGAUCGGCACCUGAGAGCUGGCGAACAUGUAUUUAUGAAAAUACCUGGCAAUAGAAACAAUACGUGAGGACAAUUAAAUGGUGACUUUGUCUAUUAAAAGACAAAAAUCAAAGAGGGCAGAGAAGGAGGACAGAAAAAUAAGAGAAUAAGCUGUUUUUUUCUUCCUGUUCCCAGUGUGGACGGCGUUGUUUUUACACGUUUUAAAGAUUGUAUGGCUUCAUGUGGACGCAGUUUCACUUCCGUCUGUGUGUUUUGUCUUUUUUAAAGGGGACUUAUUUUCACGCACUUCAUUUCACAUACCUCUUUGUUUCUGUGACGUUCUUUUAAAGCACGUUGAUGCAGUAUGUGUUGGAUUUUUGGCACAGAUGAUCUUGUGAUUAUGUACCACAUGUUUUUGUUUUUCGUUGUUGUUUUUAACAGUUUCUGUGGAUGCAGGCAGCUGCCGGAUCUCGUUUCUUGACCUCUGUGACGUCACGUACAUGGAAAGUUGUAUUACUGUAGCAAAAACUGCCCAUUUUAUGACAGUGUUUUAAAAUUUGUUUCAUUCCAGUCAUGAGAAUAUGCUUCCCAGCACAGCUCCCAUGUCAAAAAAAAAUUGCGGGAAAAAAAAAUAUUUUAUGAAGUCUUUCAUAUCUAAAUUUAAAAAAUUCUAUUAAAAUUUGGUUACCCCUA
This is a messenger RNA of Centropristis striata (black sea bass), 3197 nucleotides long. RefSeq names its product proline-rich nuclear receptor coactivator 1 (gene pnrc1). The record is from RefSeq and is a predicted model, not a curated record. Bases 306 to 1112 code for a protein of 268 amino acids. The transcript has 2 exons. Gene Ontology annotation, biological process: nuclear-transcribed mRNA catabolic process, nonsense-mediated decay. Gene Ontology annotation, cellular component: nucleus; P-body. Lineage: Eukaryota; Metazoa; Chordata; Actinopteri; Perciformes; Serranidae.